ACCCCGUCGGGGAUGGGGAGCUGCAGUUCUGGGCGGUUCAGACGCUCUGUUUAUGACUGAAAGAGCUGCCAAAAGAAAAAAAAAAAUCUGGGGAAAAAAAAAAAGAUCCCGUUCUCAUCCGUUCUCAUUCUCCACGAGGAAGCGGGCGAGAAGGAUCGGGAGGAGUUCGAUUCCUGUCGCUGUCGGGCAGCCCCGGCCCCCGGCGCAGCUCUGAGCGGGGCCGCAGCCCGGGCUUGUGGGGAGUAGCGGGGCUGCCGGCUCUGCGCCUUCUGGAAAGUUCACGUCGCCAGAGAGACGUCACGGGGCUAAAAAGAGAAAGUAACGCCGGGUUUGUGCCGUACUCUGCUGGCGAUGCGUGCGAUGGAAGCUAGGCAAGAGGUGGAAGAGAGCUGCAAAUGAGUGUCGGCUGCAGGGAGUGUUGCCCAGUGAGGGCAGCUGGGGUUCUGUUGGCCCCGACUUUCCCCAGCUGGAGGAGCAGUGAAUCAGCACUUGCCCUGUGCAGGCUCCUGUAGCGCACGUCCAUGAGUGCGGUGUGUGCAUGGCACUGGGUUCGCACAAUCACAGAACGGGUUGGAAGGGACCUCAAGGACCACGAAUUUCCAACUCCCCUGCCACAAACAGGGCCACCAACCUCCACAUUUAAUACUAGACCAUGCUGCCCAGGGCCCCAUCCAAACUUGAACACCUCCAGGGAUGGGCACAGUGUUCUGUAAGGCUCUUUAGAAUUUGCAGCUGUAGAAUAGGGUGAAGAAAAAUGUGAGCGUUGUGGCAUUGUCUGGUAAAUGUGAGUAGACACAGCUGUCCUGUGACUGAGCGUUAAGGUGUCUGAGGGCACUGGGCAAGUGGGUAGAGUGGCUUGGGGAUUUAUUUGGCUGUGAUGUUUCUUUGUGGCUUCCUUCUGCAGCCAAACCCCUGAAAACUCAUUAAGAGGAGCCAUGCUGCCCAUGGUCCCUGGUGUCAGGUGGAGCCCAAAGUGAGCAGGCGUAGUGUGGGCGAAGUGCCGGCAGCUGGAGAUGGGCUCCUCGCUGCUGGAGCUCUGCAGGGACUGCUGGGAUCACGUGGGCUGCAGAGCAGAUAAAUGCUCCCCGUGUUGUGCGUGGGAUGGGCUUGUCCUGUUACUUCAUCGCGCACCUGGAAAAGCCAACUGUGUGUGUGUCUGCUGAGGGCUUCGUGUCAAAAUACAGAGUUCUGUUGACCAACUUGUCUCCCUGAGCGUGUUGGCUGCUGUGUGUGACACCAGUCAGGCAGUGUGAGGGGAUGUGGUCAGCAGGGCUGACCCUGGGCUGGCACGACUGUGCUGAGCAAAGCAUCCACAGGGCUGUUCUGGGAGCUGUACUGCUUUUCUUCCUAGGCAAAACCUGCUGCUGUUGCACCCAUCCUCGGUUUGUGCUGUGAGCAGCAGAGAAAAAUACUGAUCAGGCUGCAUCUGUGCGUGCGUUGAAGACUGUAGUUUACAUCUUCAGUGCAGUAUCAUCUAAUUUAGAUCUGGUUGAAGGAUGGCAGUGCUAAAACAUUACCAUGCCACGCUUAGUAAUUGUAGCAGGCUUUGCCUGCCACCUUGGGAACUGUGCUUCCUAAAUACACUCCUGGGAAUUUGCCCCUUUAGCUGGUACACAUGGGGCCAAUUAUGACACAAUUAAGCUAUUUUGGAGCUGAUACUCAUUUCUGGGAGAGUUUCACUAACCCACGAAGGAGUGAACUAUCUGCUUAGCGCUCCUCCUGUGCAGUGACCAGCUUGUUUGCUUUAAAACAUUUUUCUUUGACACAGUCUCUUGUUUUUAAUUUGGUUUUGUUCUCUGGCUUUCAACAUCUAAGUAAUCAUUGCUGUGAUACAAACUGCAGAUAGCUUGUUUCAUGCAACGUAUGUGUUACAACUUUCUGGGGAUUGACUGCACGGAGCUGUGUCCACGGUUGGUUAUUUAUGAUUGUGCUGAGGUUUGUGGCAGCUCUAGCUCUGUGCUACUGGCACGUCCCACGUGUAACCCCACGCCAGACGUGCUGCAUGGUCCGAAGUGCACCACGUUUCUUUCCAGUCCAAGUGGAGAGGGCAGACAGUGUGUGUGUAGUGGAAAGUUUGAGCUACAGCAAACUUAGCAAAAACAUUCUGCUGCUGUUUGCCUUUGUCCUCGCCCUGUGGCAGCAGGGUGGGUGGUCAUGUGCCUGCAGUGUGCAGGAGGAGCAGAGGGAUGUGCAGUGCAGGAGGGAGCUGGGAGCUGCUCUGCCUCUGUUUGCAUCUCUGCCAGUGAGGGCUGGGCUGGCUUCCCUUCUUAUGGGGAAGGCACAAGAAAGAGCAGAGUUAUGGUGUCAAGUUGUUCAUUACUAAAGUGGCCAACUGCUGUGAUGUGUGCAGGGCUGCUGGUUUCCUGUUUUAUUUUUGCUGUUUGGUAUCACUGCAAAGAGGUGCCCAAAUUCCCCUUUGGUCUGGUUGUGGUGCCUUGUAGGCAGGAGGCCGCAGGCUGCUGGCUCCCUGCUAUGUCUGCAGCCGUAGGGAACACUGGAAAACACCAUCAGCGUGGCUGUUGUGAGCUGGGCUAACUGCAGGGCUGCUCUGUGGAUGUACAGUGUGCAGCAGCUGCCACCCCUUGGCUGUGUCUGUGCAGCUGCCUGGCAGUGCUCACGCUUCUGCACCUCCUGCUCUGCCUCAGGGCUGGGGAGAAAUGCCCAGGGGAAGUGGGCUUGUUGGAGUUGUGAUUUACCUUUCUAAUGCAAACUUAAAACAAACAAACAAAACCCAACAAACACACAAAGAAAACAAAACAAAGACAAAAGCAUACAGCACAUGAACAGGCUGUCACAGGGUGGAUGAGUAAGGAUUUACACACAGGGUGUUACAUUUUCUGAUGGUUGUGCCCAUGCAGUCUGUAGAAGGCCUUGUGUAUGUGUGUGACCCUCAUAGCGCACUGGAGCAGCAGUUCCCAGCGGACAGGCAGGUGGUGAGGGUCCUUCUGUGCCUCUUCCAUGAGCCUGUGGUGCUGGGCUGCUUCUCCACAAGUCUGCCUGGGAAAGUUGGAAUCUCAGCAGACCCAAGAAGUGCUCAGCCACACGUAUUUCCUGGUGCAUUCCUCAGCUCAGUUGGUGGCGUGCAGUUUCUGUAGGGCAGUGCAGAAGAGGACAGGUUGUGGAGAGCUCUGGUACAUCCUGGUCUGAAAGCAUUCAGUUUUAGUGCAGCACAGAUGCAGGGUCAAACCUUGCUGUAACGCGGCCUUUAUGCACUCAGAUAGAAAGAGUCUAAUUGAAGAAGAUUGUUUCAUGCUAUUGUGGUGGUGCUUUCUGCAUAACUCCUGCUUUCCUGAGCUGCUGCUGCUACAGGGAGUACGAAGCGCGGUUGGAGCGAUACAGCGAGCGAAUAUGGACGUGCAAGAGCACAGGAAGCAGCCAGCUGACACACAAAGAGGCCUGGGAGGAGGAGCAGGAAGUUGCUGAGCUCUUGAAGGAGGAGUUCCCCAUCUGGUAUGAGAAACCGGUGCUGGAAAUAGUUCACCACAACACAGUAUCUUUGGAAAAGUUGGUGGAUGCAGCUUGGGUGGAGAUCAUGACCAAAUUUGCAGUGGGAGAGGAGUGUGAUCUUGAGGUUGGUAAGGAGAAAAUGCUGCCUGUGAAAGUUGUGAAAACACAUCCCCUGGAGAAAGUUGAUGAAGAGGCCUCUGAAAAGAAAUCUGAAGGAGCCUGUGAUUCCCCAUCCAGUGAUAAAGAGAAUUCCAGCCAGGCAGCCCAGGACAAUCAGAAGGAGUCUAUCUUGAAGGAGGAAGACAACAGGAAGGAAAGUAUGAAUGAUCGAGCACGUAGGUCUCCUCGGAAACUUCCUACUUCUUUGAAAAAGGAAGAAAGAAAGUGGGUUCCACCAAAAUUCCUGCCCCACAAAUAUGAUGUCAAGCUGAAAAACGAAGACAAGAUCAUCAGCAACGUGCCAGCAGAUAGCUUGGUCCGUACGGAGCGUCCUCCCAACAAGGAGAUCCUGAGGUACUUCAUCCGGCACAACGCGCUGCGGGCUGGCAUUGGUGAGAAUGCGCCGUGGGUGGUGGAGGAUGAGUUGGUGAAGAAAUAUUCUCUCCCCAGUAAAUUUAGUGACUUCUUGCUUGACCCGCAUAAGUAUAUGACUCUCAAUCCCUCAACCAAGAGGAAGAGCUCUGGAUCGCCUGACAGAAAACCUUCCAAGAAAUCCAAAACUGAUGGAUCAUCUUUGAGUCAGCCACUGAGCCCUACCUUGUGGUGUCACGUACAUUUGGAGAAAUCUAUUAUUGGCUCCCCACUGAAGAUGAAAAACUCUAAGAUCUCAAAGUGCCCUAAAGAGGAAUUGGAAGAGAUGAUGAAAAUCAUGUCGCCUGGUAAACUUGAUUCUGACUUUCACAUUCCAAAGAGGAACCGACUGGGAAAGGGCAGCAACAAAUCCUUGGACAAAAAGCAGAGAGGCAAAAGGGUUUUAAAUGGGCAGAAAACAUCUGGGAAAUCAAAGUCUCCUGGGAAAGGCUUGAAGACCCCUAAGAUGAAAAUGAAACAAAUGACGCUCCUGGACAUGGCUAAAGGUACUACUAAGGUGUCCAGGACUCCCAGGAGCUCUGGAGGCACCCCUCGGUCUUCCAGCAAACCCCAGAAGCUGCCUCCUGCAGCACUGCAUCUAAUUGCCUACUACAAAGAAAACAAAGAUCGUGAAGACAAAAAAAGUGCGCUCUCCUGCAUCAUCUCCAAAACAGCCAGGCUGCUCUCAAACGAGGAUCGCGCCCGUCUCCCUGAGGAUUUACGAGGACUGGUACAGAAGCGCUAUGAGCUUCUAGAGCACAGGAAGAAGUUGGCCACCAUGACAGAGGAGCAGCGGAAGGAGUAUCUGAAGAAGAAAAGGGAAAAGCUGAAAGAGAAACUGAAGGAGAGAGCGAAAGAGCGUAAGGAGAAGGAGAUGAAGGAAAAACUGGAAAAAAACAAAAGAUUUGAGGACCAAGAUCUCAAGGGGAAGAACUUGCCCACAUUUAAACUGGUUGAUACUCCAGAAGGGCUUCCUAAUACGCUCUUUGGGGAUGUUGCCAUGGUGGUGGAAUUCCUGAGCUGUUACUCAGGAUUACUGAUGCCAGAUGCUCAGUAUCCCAUUACAGCAGUCUCCUUGAUGGAAGCGCUCUGUGCAGAAAAGGGAGGCUUCCUUUACUUGAACCGGGUACUUGUCAUUCUUCUGCAGACCCUGCUGCAGGAUGAAAUUGCUGAAGAUUAUGCUGAGCUCGGGAUGAAGCUCUCUGAAAUACCACUUACGUUGCAUUCUGCAUCUGAGUUGGUCCGCCUGUGCUUACGCAAGUCGGAUGUACAGGAGGAAAGUGAGGUCUCAGAUAAUGUGGAUGAAAGCAAGGAUUCGGCGACUUUUGAAGAUAAUGAAGUACAAGAUGAGUUUUUGGAGAAGCUGGAGACGUCGGAGUUCUUUGAGUUGACUCCUGAAGAGAAAUUACAGAUACUCGGGGCACUCUGCCACCGGAUCCUGAUGACCUACUCGGUGCAGGAUCACGUAGAGGCCAAGCAGCAGGCCUCAGCUGAGCUGUGGAAGGAGCGGCUCGCUAUCCUGAAGGAGGAGAACGACAAGAAGAGAGCAGAAAAACAGAAGCGGAAAGAAAUGGUGGCCAAGAACAAGGAGAAUGGGAAAGAUGAAAAUACAGUGGGGAGAAAUGAGAAGAAAAAAAAUGAGAUUGUGAAAAUUGAGCACCGGGUAGAAUUAGAAGCUGAUGAUAUGAUCAGUGCUGUGAAAAGCAGACGCCUUCUUGCUAUCCAAGCCAAGAAAGAAAGGGAGCAACAAGAAAGGCAAAUGAGAGUGAGAAUGGAGAAGGAAGCAGAGGAAGAAAGAAUCCGGAAGCAUAAAGCUGCAGCUGAGAAGAUGUUCCAGGAUGGGAUUGCCAAAGCCAAGCUUGUGAUGCGCAGAACCCCAGUUGGCACUGACCGCAAUCACAACAGGUAUUGGCUGUUCUCGGAUGAGGUCCCUGGCUUGUUCAUUGAGAAAGGUUGGGUACAUGACAGUAUAGACUACAGAUUCAUCCUUCCUCAUCAGAAAAAAGAAGAAGCCAGAAAAGACUACAGCUUAGGAGACAAGCGGAAGAGCACAGCCGCCGAUGGCAGAAUGAGUGCGCUUCACAGGUCUGCAUGUGCUGCAGACCUCCCUGCAGAGACCACUGCGCCCAAGCAGGGACAGAACUUAUGGUAAUAUGUGCUUUAUAGCUGCAAAAUACUCAAAGCGUAGAGGUCAAGGAAACUGUAUGGAGAAGUCACUUAAUAGGUCCUACUAUGUACCCAGUCCUCUUCCAGUAUUUAACUGCUGAAUUAGUUUAUAGGCCUGCCAGACCUCUGAUAGUACUAGCAGCGAACAGUGAAUGGCAGCUGAUCCAAGGGACUGUAGAAACAUUCUGUUUAAUCAAACUUAAAGCCAAUCUAAAUUAACACUCCUUUGUUGUGUCAAUUUUAUGUAUUUUAUAAUCAGGAGAAUUGUUAUUUGAAAAGAUUUGCUGUGUUUUUUGUUAAUUCUAUUUUCAGUAUUGGCAAGUUGUAUUUUUGAACAAGAAUCUGGGGGAGCAGUGACUUAUCUGAUUGUCUAGGCUUUUGCUCAUGGCUCAUCUUAACAGGCUUGAACUGUGGCUCAUGGAGUCCUUCAGCACAUGAAAUAGCUGUUAUACAGCUGUGCAUAUUGCUAUCUUUGGAGCCAUGCGUAUAGGCUGCUUGUUCUUGUAUCAUGUAAGAUGUGCAGAGCAGUCCCCCAGCUCCUUCUUUCUUACUAGGUUUCAUAGCAAGCUGGGAGUCUGCGUUUCUUCUCCUAUAACACCACUAUGUGGAAUUGUUUUUUGUUGCUACUGAUGAUUAUUACAGCUUAGCAAAAUAUUCUUA
Meleagris gallopavo (turkey) is the source of this 6843-nucleotide messenger RNA. The record is from RefSeq and is a predicted model, not a curated record. Lineage: Eukaryota; Metazoa; Chordata; Aves; Galliformes; Phasianidae.